Felis catus (domestic cat) is the source of this 957-nucleotide messenger RNA. RefSeq names its product translation initiation factor IF-2-like. Lineage: Eukaryota; Metazoa; Chordata; Mammalia; Carnivora; Felidae. The record is from RefSeq and is a predicted model, not a curated record. The coding region runs from base 264 to 821 and encodes 185 amino acids. The transcript is spliced from 3 exons.
GGGGGGCGGGGAGGAGCGCGUACCCACCGAGGCAGAGAACGGGGAUCCAGGCUGCAGACAUGGUGGUCGAGGGGGCUGCUCGGUCCUGGGAGAGAGGGAAAAUGCAAGGGAGGCUCUCGGGAAGGGAGACCCUUACGUCCCCACCACACUGGGCCGGCCCUCCCGUUAGAGAUCCCGCACCCCUCGGAAACCCAGGGGCGGCGGAGGGGAGGGAGGAGACCUAAGAGGCCGCUGCCCCCGAGCUAGCGCUCUAUCUGGAGGCGAUGUUCUGGCUGCAAAUCGAGCCAAACCCAGCAUCGAUGUGCAACCUCGGCCCGGAGGAGCGGGUGCGAUAUCAAGACAGAAAGAAGCUGGGCGCGACAAAGGAGAGACUCAGACAAGCAGGUGGCAGGGACCCGCACGCCCGCCGCCGGACGCCUAGGGCUCCGCACCUGAGUCGGAUCCGCCCGGCUGCGCCUGAGUGCGGAAAGCGCGGCUCCCGCCGCCGCUAUAAAGGCCGGGCCGCGCGCAUGAGCACUGUGCGGGGGGCGCGUGGGGAGGGGGCUGGGAGCCGGUCCCCCGGGGCCGGGCGGCGGCCGGCCAGCUCCGCCCUCACCCCCUGCCGGUCCCGGGGGGAGGCCCGCGCCCAGGCGCCUCCCCCCGCGGCGCGGACCUCGGCCACCCGGACGCCGCGUCCGUCCCUAGGGGAGGCGCGAAGGCCCGCGGCAGAGUCCCGGAGACCCCGCGGGACCCGGCGUCAGGGGUGUGGGAACGCGUGUAGGACAGCGGUGGGACCCGCGCCUGGGGACGCGCGCGGUGGAAGUGGGAGAAAGCAGAAUUGACAGGCAGUGUGACCUCCGUGGCAGUGACCUCCACAGCAGCCUAGGAACCAUCUCCAGACCCAGAAGAGGUGGCAGGAGAGAGGCCGAGCAUGAGCAGGGGAGGGGAAGAGAGAGAGGGAGACACAGAAUCCGAAGC